Aplysia californica (California sea hare) is the source of this 6996-nucleotide messenger RNA. Its product is annotated as leucine-rich repeat-containing protein 72. Bases 8 to 811 code for a protein of 267 amino acids. Gene Ontology annotation, molecular function: protein binding. The transcript has 8 exons. NCBI's taxonomy places the organism in Eukaryota, Metazoa, Mollusca, Gastropoda, Aplysiida, Aplysiidae. The record is from RefSeq and is a predicted model, not a curated record.
GUCCAAGAUGGCUUCCAGUGAGGAGGCGAUCGAGCAAGCUUUGCAGAGAAGAGGUGUAAAACGGGAUAAAGAUGUGGAAGAAUUGUACUUGUCAAACAGAAACCUUGUUGAGAUGAUUGACUUGAAACGCUUCAGAUACCUGAAAAAAUUAUGGGCCAAUGGGAAUAAGCUACGCAGGGCAAAUUUCCUCAGUGUAAAUUUCCGUCUCAGCGAACUUCACUUGCAUGACAAUCAGCUGAGCGACAUUUCAGGAUGUCUGCGACAAUUAACCUGCCUCACCACCCUCACGUUACACAACAACCAGCUAACAAAACUGGACAAGGUGAUGAAAGAAUUUGACAGAAUGAAUGCCCUCAGCUGCCUCAAUUUAUUCAACAAUCCAAUUGCUCAAGAGCCUGAGUACCGCCUUUUUGUGAUAAAUUCUGUGCCUUCGUUAACGCUACUUGACCGAUCAGAAGUUACCAAAUCAGAAAGAGAUAUUUCUAGAAGGAUCUACAGGCAAAGUGAAGAAAAGGUGAAAGACAGAGUCGCUUUUGGGCGAAAAUCCCAAGGACCCCCAAACUUGUAUUUUCCUUCUACUCCGAGAAAGUCGUUUGCACUGAGACCAGAUACAGCAGAGAUUGCUAACAACUAUUUGAAGAAUAACCCAUCGUUCAGUAACCCUGAGGAGGCAGUUAACACUCGAAGGUUGAAAAAAUCUCUCACUAUGUACAGCAGUUUUGACUGGGGAAAGGUUCCCAGGAUCGAAGACAGGAGGCGAUCAGCAGUGCAGUUUGGCUCUCCGAGGAUAAUCACACAGGUCUACCGAUAGCCAGUAUUAUAUGGACUAUAGUGCUGUUUUGUAAUGUGGUAGUGUUUUCACAGUCUCUAAGUACUGUGAAAAGACAGGAUGAUAUUAGAAGGAACAUUAAUCAGCUGUUUGACAUAAGCUGCUUUCCGCUUCAUUUUGAUGUCACAGUAAGCCAGUAAUUCUGAAAAAGCACUUAUUGCCACGGAAAUCUUUUUUGUGGGCACGUUUUACGUUUUUCCUUAUGUUCUUGUUUUUCUUAAUGUGAACAGCUGCACUAUUCAUUGUUAUACGUGCCGUUCAAACAAUUGUUUGAUGGUGCUUGAAAAAUAUUGGUCUUGGGAUGAAAUUUCCUCAAAUGAUGUUGCCUGAAGAGCAAUAGUUUAACAUGAAAAUCAGUGUAAUAUCCAGAUGUUUUGAUGAUAUCAUCAGUAUUUAAUGUCAGCUCACUGUUCCAUUUUCUUUUCGCUAGCCAUCCUAUACUAGGCUGAAACUUGCUCCUCAGAAAUUUGAAAUUCUGUAGAUGCUUAUUCAUACCUUGAAACAGGCUCUAAUCAUGUCAGUCUACUCUGUUUGUAAAUUAUUAAUCGUUGUGACACAACAAUCGAAGCAGAACUAUAAAUUCCAAUUCAAUUAACUGUUUAACUCAUUUUCAUAUGAAGCUGCUUAAAAUUUCUACUAAUGUUCUGAGUAUCUUUUUUAAAGCGAAAACUAUAGGACAGAAAUAUCACAAGAAAAUGUACUCCUGACAUAAGUCUGGGAUGUAGAUUUCCCCCCCUUUGUGUUUUAAACAGAUUUAUGCUUCUUGCGUGUGUGUUGAAUGUUCCAAAGAGAAGUCAUUGUAGGAAACAUUCAUCCUUUAUUUCAAUUAAGUAAAAUGAGCAUUUGUAAUCAAAACUGUCGUUACCUUCUUCUGAAUAUCUGCUCGAGUACAUUUGUCAUCUGUUUUUGUUUUUCCUCUGAGAAGCUUUUAAAUGGGAGAACCAUUAUUACAAUAGGCGUGGUUGGUUGUCAAAAUACUAUUAUAUGCUGUGUAACUCUUUCUUGUAUUGCAUUUAGCCUGAUGUUGAUGCAGAAAUGUAUAGAUUACUGACAUGUUUUGUUUUUUUCUUCUAUGGGAAAUUAUACUCAGUGUCAAAGUAUUUGACUUAGUAUGAUAUUUUUUACGAUACUGUUACUUAAUAUGAGAAUGUUAAACAACAUGACUUAUUGAAGUCUCUUUUUCUUCAAGUUUGCUCUAACAUCAAGUAUGCUGUGUAAAUAAAGUUAGUACUCCAUUAGAAAAUGGUAGAAUCACUGAAACUUGUACUAGUGAAGUAAGAAAACAGAAAAAAUACCACUUUGUCUAUAAUGUGCGGAUAUAAUGGUUGUGAGAGAAUACACAAUACAACCCCAGUACAGACAACAUUGCGAAACCUGGCCAUUGCUGCCCAUGGGUGCAAUGUCUUGCUUCCUGUUGGUGAAUGAAGUGAGAAAAAUGGGGUAAAGUACUUUUCCAAAGAUAAAACAUCAUGUUUAACAGAACCAAGAAUUAAACUGAAAACAUUUUUAUAGCUAGUCCAGCGCCUUACUGCUUGACCAGGGUACAGGUGGUAGAUAUGUACUAUAGCAUACUUCUUAUUAUUCUGAUGUCGGCUGCUUCUGAGCCACACUUUUAAGGGUAAAUAUGAUCUUUGAACCCAUGAAUGUUGAAAAGGGAAGUGCACAACGUACUACAUGCUUUUGAAUUAUUUACUUUCUAUUUUUAUGUCAGAUGAUAAAACUCUACCUGGGGGUGGAAUAUUUGUUAAUUUCUUGUGCCAAGAAAGAUCUCUGCACCUGUUUCAUUGAAAUAAUACGUUUCUUCUUUUGGCUAUUUGAUUCGGUUGAACAUAAUGAAUUGAUUUCAUUUUCUCUACAACUAAGAAUUGUUUACAUUCUAUGUGAUGUAUUUUCUUUUAUGUUCUUAUUAAUUGAGAUACUUAAUCAAGUGAGGGAACAGUUUCACUAAAUAAUUUUUUUCUACAUACAGAGAAAGUUACAAGAGUGGUAGGAUCUAGUCAGAUAUGUAACAAACACAAGUCUUUAAUUGUCUAGCUGUCUGGUUGGCUGUCCCAAAUUGAAGUUCUUAGGCUAUGGUCAUUUCAGAAGUUUUCUUGGCUCUCCAUCCACUCAGCUCAGCCUAUAGGAGAUUGACGUAAUAUUGGAAGUCCCAACUUGAAAAUUACCUCGCCUUUCUGCGUUUUAAAGGACAUGAAACCUUUGCCAUGCCAUGAAUCUUUAUAGAGACAAUUUUUAAUUAACGAAGCCUAAUAUUUUUGAAGCCCCUAGUUAUCAGUUGAAAUGUUGGGGAAAAUUGAAAAGAAAUAUAGCAGUUGGAAGGAAAUGAAACAGCUUUUAGGUAACUCAAUCAUCAUUGAUAAAGCAUGUUGUGAUUUAUGCACCUUUUUCUAUUAUUUCUAUGUUUUUUUAUUUAUGGUACUUCAGUUCGUAAUUUUUAUGAACAGGAAAUUGUAACUAAAGGUGAUCUUAAGGUUCCUGAUAUUCUACUUCAUUUUGUUCAAUGUGAUCCGGUGUGCUUGUGUAACAUAACGAGAAAACUACCUUUUUUUAUACACUUCUUUUCUCUGUGAACUGGUUGGGUUUUUUUCACUGGUGAUCAACAGGUUCCAGAUUAGUCAUAAGUUGUUGGCUUGUCUUCUAUUAAUGGUCAAGUUUUUUUCUUUCCAAUUGAUUUGUUUCUUAUGAACACAUAUGUUGCUGUCCUUCCUUAUACAAGUGUUGGACUUUCAAAGCAUUGAUGUCUUUGAGUACAUUAAUACACAGCUGGUGUUUUGGGGACAUUUUUUGGCAUGAGAAGUUUAUUGCUAUUUACACCAGGUCUCUAACAAGAAUAAAAUAAUUUAUAAGAGCGGUCUUGUAACCACAGCAGGUGAGAAACAUAUUGGCCUACCAUUUGAAAUAGACAUUCAUAAAUUGUGUGUGCUUGUGAGCUCUUCUGUUAUUGUCUCCAAAUCUUCAGUUGUUAUAUCAUUUCCCUUUGAAUCCUAUAUUAUACUCAUUUCAUAUCUGGCAUUACUAAUAGCUUCUUUUGCUCAUGUAAAUUAAUGUCUGUCAAUGUAAUUCUUGUGUAAAAAUGUCUAUGUAAACUCUUUUACACCCUGUGCUUUCCUUCACCCGAUUGUAGUUUAUUAUAUUCCUUCUUUGCACCAAAGAUUAUUGCAAUCAGUCUUGAUAAAUGUAUAUCACAUGAUAUUCCCUAUAGAAGCUCCAAGCUUGCGCUGUGACUUGACAUUCAUUCCAUAUUCUAGAAUUUUUGCUUCCUAAGAUUAAAAUGUUUACAAAUUUGAAAGAUUUAAAACUGCUCCCUUCACUAAAUUCUGUAGUACCAUCUAGGACUUACAUUUUUUCUUUUAGGUCUGUUAUCGCCAGUUGCCCAGUUGAAAAGUUGAACUGGACGAUAUGGAAAACAAAUUAAAACUUUCUUUCUAUUGUAAAUUUGAAAAUGAACAUACACAUUUUAUUCUUUUAAAAAAAUGAGAUGGAUUCUUUCUGAUUUAGUCAAUGUUUUAAUUCAUUCAGGGUGACAACUAGGGGAAAGCAAUGUAAUUUGUAAUGUCAAGACUUCUUUUUAUACUAAGCAGUUAAAAACCAUGAUUCUAUUUACAAAUUAGAUUUGAAAAGUAUAUGCUAAAAAUGAUUAUUUGUCAAGAUAAGUAUCUCUGUCUCAUCUUACAUACUUACUUAUACUUUUGAAUGGAUAUGUACCAUUGUCCUUUCGUGAUGAAAUGUGUCACAACACGGUGGAAUCAGGCACUCAUCAGUUUUUUGGGGCAUAUAAAGAGUUAUUGAUAUAUGAUAAUGAAGCCUGUUCAGUUGGCUUUCUUUUAUUAAAAAUAGAUACUAAUUUGUCUUGAACAGAAGUCAAGAUAAUAGUGACUGAAGGAGAUAGGGGUUGCCUGGUGUCAGAAGUGAAGUUACUGAGAAAUGGCCGCAAAAGGUUGGUGAUUUCCAAAGCAGAAGAUACCUUGGCAAGUGCAAAUUAAAGUGUUGUGCCUUUGACCAAGGUUUUUCAGAAAAAUCCUCACAGAAAUGUUUUUUAAAUGGACAUAAAAGAUGUUGAGCCAACAAUUAAAAAUUUGAUGAAAAUUGCCCAACGGGCAGAAAAAUAACGAUUUCUUGGAUCUCAUUAUUUUGGCGAGCGCCUGAUUUUACCACCACAUAUGCCACAAAUCAUUUUGAAGCCAAAAGGGUGUCAGAUUGCAACGAUGAAUUGUAAAUGUUUAUUUAAAAAAUUUUAUCAAAGAAAACAAACUGUCUCAAUUGUGAAAGAUACCCUUGAUUCCUAGCCUUCUGAUUCUGAAGUAAAUCAUAAUACAUAUAUAUAUAUAUAAUUUUUGUUGUUGUUGAUAGAAUAGUCCUUUCAAAUUCAAAUUUCAGAAAAUUAAAGUGACUUGAACCAGGGGCAUUUUUUUAAACCUAUCUUAGGGACAAAGUGGAUCCAUCCAAGAGAAAUCUCCGCUUGCCUUUUUUACCCCAUGAAAGUUGCUUUCAUUUUACAUUGACAAAGGCAGAGAGUCUAUGAUCCUUAUUUGUCAACUCAUUGAAACUGCAGAUUCCAGUUCUCAGUUCGCCCUAAAGGAUGAAGUAUUUCUAAAUGUUUUCAAAAAAACCUAUAGAAACCCCAAAUAAUGAUAGAAGCAAACAGUGUUUUUUUUUAAAUCAUCAAAACUCUGAAUAAGCAAAAAGAUAAAAAGUAAAGACAUUCUUUUCUUGCUGAAAACAUAGACUGAAAUUACUUUCAAUAUACUUUUUAAAAAUUGCAAAAACUGUUAGUUUAAUUUAAACUCUGUGUUGCAUAAAAAUCGGUAGAACAUGUCAAAUUUUGUUAGUUCAAUCUUCUUUCUUUUCAAAACCUUACAGCUAUCUUUAAAAAAAUGAUAAACAUUACUAUUCAAGAUGAUGCGGACCCUUUGUAGAGGCUGAAUGCCUUUGGUGGCCAGCAUGGUCUCCUUUGAUUACAAUUUUUAAGGUUGAGAGUUUAUAUGUCAGCACUCGUAAUUUAUUUUGUGGUUGGGCAGUAUUUUUCAUUGAUGUACUUGUAUUCUAUACGGUAAUGGAGACCUCAGCUCUUUCAGGACAUCAUUUUUGUAACCUUUCAAAUCAUUCUGAAGGUAUAGAAAUAAAAUGGCUUUUAGAGGUGGUGUAAUAUGUUCCCCCAGAAGUUACUGAAAUAUGUCUGAGAAGACUUAGUCUACAAGUGCUCCAUUGUCAAUGUUUUAAGGCGAUUCAUACAUAGAUUUUUAAAUUUGACUUUGAUACAUAUAAUUCAAAAUCGGAGACCUGUUUUGCUUUGCUUUGUUCUAAAAAAAAUUCUAAUGAAAUAGUUUCCACCUGCUAUAUGCGCAUGUUGUGUGGCCAAACGAACCACCGGAUGCUUGGUAGUAUGUGGUUUGCUUCUCCUUAUGAUGUCAGUUUUAACACCUAUUCUGUCUUGCAUCAAUAGUUCUUUGCAGUCAAAUAGGAGGUGACACAUCAACUUCACUGGUGUAUUGGUUCGACUUUUUGCCAUUAUACACAGAAGACCUGAAAGCUAAUUAAUGAUGUACUCCAUCUGUUUGCUGUGAUAUUGUUUCACACUUAACCUGGUUUGGCCCUGGCAGGCAGAGAGAAAGCUGUCCAACUCCUAAAUGAUCUAAACUGUCUGGAUGGAAGUGUAAGACAUCAACAAUAUCAUAGAAAGUGACAUGGGAGGCCACCUUCCCCUUCCUGCUCAGCUGUUUUUAUGUUUCUCCAUUUUCUUUAAAACGCCUGGCUGAACAUUUGUAAAUUCAUUUUUGGAUGAGUAACUAAUAUUAUAUUAGCCAACAGUCGGGCAGAAUCUUGCCAAAUUGUAGACAUUUUGGUAUAAAGUAUAAUGGAGAAGUGAUGUUUUAAAUAAUUUUUAGCAUCCCAUCAGUGUCUCAAACUGCUUUUCAGUUAUUUUGUCUCAUUAUUCUGAAAUGAUGUGCUCCUUCUCCUGCCUCUUUUUAUGGGCUCUCAGGCCCAUGAGUUGUUUCUGGAAAAGAAUGAAAAUUUUGAUUCUUUAAUAUCUGUUUAUGAUAAUAUUUUUCUUAUGUUUUGGAUAUAUAUAUAUAUUUUUUAGAACAGUUAUGAAAUAAAUACUUAGUCUUUAUAAAAAGUUUUGGAAACCCUCUGAAAUUUUAAAUAAACAAGGUGCAAUUGAUGAA